This is a messenger RNA of Cajanus cajan (pigeon pea), 2052 nucleotides long. Its product is annotated as protein NUCLEAR FUSION DEFECTIVE 4. Gene Ontology annotation, cellular component: membrane. The record is from RefSeq and is a predicted model, not a curated record. NCBI's taxonomy places the organism in Eukaryota, Viridiplantae, Streptophyta, Magnoliopsida, Fabales, Fabaceae.
CGAAAAGACAACGUAGCUUCCCCAUGUCUAUAUAAUAUAUACUGAGACACACACUACUGACUUUAAUUUCCACGCAUCUGCAAGUGCUAGCUAUUUGGUAACAAGUAACAAGCAAAAAUAAAGCGUGGCACAGAAACAUGGCGGUUGUGGGAGGUGUUCGUGGAUGGGGAGACAUGAAGAGUCUCACCGUCCAAGUCAUCACCGGUCGUUGGUUUGUGGUGUUUGCCUCCUUUCUUAUCAUGGCAGCCGCAGGAGCCACCUACAUGUUUGGCCUCUAUUCCAGUGAAAUCAAAACCACCCUUGGUUACGACCAAACCACUCUCAACCUCCUCAGUUUCUUCAAGGACUUUGGCAGCAACGUUGGUGUCCUGGCAGGCCUACUCAACGAGCUCACCCCACCCUGGGUGGUUCUAGCCAUUGGUGCCAUCCUAAACUUCUUUGGCUACUUCAUGAUAUGGCUAUCAGUGACCAAAAGAAUAGCCAAACCCCGAGUGUGGCAGAUGUGUCUCUACAUCUGCAUAGGUGCCAACUCUCAAUCCUUCGCCAACACUGGUUCCCUUGUCACUUGUGUCAAGAACUUCCCAGAAAGUCGUGGGGCUGUGUUAGGCAUCCUCAAAGGCUAUGUGGGUCUUAGUGGUGCAAUCAUCACACAGCUAUACUCUGCUAUUUACUAUGAUGACACUAAGGCUUUGAUUUUGUUCAUAGGUUGGCUCCCGGCUGCUAUUUCCUUUGCUUUUCUUCUAACCAUUCGAUACAUGAAGCCAGUUAGGCAACCUAAUGAACUCAAGGUUUUCUACAAUUUUCUCUAUAUUUCUCUUGGCCUUGCUGGGUUUCUUUUGGUCAUGAUCAUUGUACAGAAAAGGGUCGACUUCACUCAGAGUGAGUUUGGUGUGAGUGCUGCUAUAGUGCUCUUCUUGCUCUUCUUCCCACUUGUUGUUGUUUCCAUGGAAGAAUAUAAGACCUGGCAGAGUAAAAGGCUUGCUUUAGUUGAUCCAUCUCCGGUUAAAAUAAUAACUGAGGCUGAAAUUGUCAAGGCAAAUGAGAAUGGGAAUAAAAAUUCAGUUUCAACAGUUUCCAAUGACAUCAAGUGGUGGCAAAAUGUGUUUAGUCCACCUGAAAGAGGUGAGGACUAUACAAUACUUCAAGCGUUAUUCAGCGUUGACAUGUUUAUACUUUUCAUAACUUGCAUCUGUGGUGUUGGGGGCACGUUGACCGCAAUAGAUAAUCUGGGUCAGAUAGGAACAUCGCUUAGGUACCCCAAGAAAAGUAUAAGCACUUUUGUGUCUCUAGUGAGUAUUUGGAAUUAUCUAGGACGGGUUUUCUCAGGAUUUGUUUCUGAACAUUUUCUACAAAAGUACAAGUUCCCUCGUCCUCUUAUGCUUACUUUAACUCUGCUCUUGUCAUGUAUUGGUCACCUUCUGAUAGCAUUUGAUGUGCCAAGCGGUCUUUAUGCGGCUUCGGUUAUAAUUGGGUUUUGUUUUGGCGCUCAGUGGCCAUUACUUUUUGCCAUUAUAUCCGAGCUUUUUGGACUUAAAUAUUACGCAACCUUGUAUAAUUUUGGAAGUGUAGCAAGUCCCCUAGGGCUAUAUGUGCUUAAUGUGAAAAUGACUGGGCAUUUGUAUGAUGAAGAAGCAAAGAAGCAACUUGCAGCAUUGGGGAUUAAAAGAAAGGAAGGGCAAGAAUUGAAUUGUAUUGGGGUCAAUUGUUUCAAGUUAUCCUUUAUUAUCAUCACUGCUGCAACUUUCUUCGGUGCCAUUGUUUCGCUCAUUUUGGUGGCUAGGACAAGGAAGUUUUACAAAAGUGACAUAUACAAGAGAUUCCGGGAAGCGGCGACGGUGGCAGAAGCUGAAAUGGCGACGGUGGAGAACGAGAGCAAGGCAGAGAAAGAUGCCAACCAUUCUGUGCCAACUCAAACAUAACUACAUAGGAUAAAUCGUAAAAGGAUUGUUGUUGUUUGUAUACGAAGGUGUAAACAAGAAAUUAAUAAAUUAAUAAUGUGGUCAUACAUGUCAUACAAUAUAGUAUAUUAUUCUCUCCCUCGCUCCGAAUCCC